AUGGAGCAGGAUCAAAGUGUAAAGUGCAGAUCAGAAGUUUAUGAUAAAGAAGGUUAUAAAGAUCUGCUGUGGUCUGCGGAGGUCGCUCAGAGAAGGUGCCGCUGCCUCAGGAUGUUGAAGAUUGUGCUGCUGUCCAUGGUCCUGUCAGGCCUCCAGGCUCUGCCCAUCUCUCGGGGCCUGACACCAUCAAGGAUUGAAGACAUUGUGCCCGUCUCUCGACACCAUCGAGGCCCGACACCAUGGAGGACUGAAGACAGUGAGAUGGUUGCAGACACUGAGGCCUCGAGGCGCUUCAUCCUGGACCUCAGCUCCGGGAAAGUUCUGGACUACCUCGGCAAGAUGGACAGGACAGGUCCUCUGGGACACGGACACGGGGAAAUGGACAGAAGACAUUUACUGACACAAAAUGUUGAAGAUGCUCCUGUUCAGUUCAGUGGUGGAGGUUGGGUCAGAGUAGAGUCUGCCAUUCCACAUGGUUUCAGACAGGGCACCGAACCAUCAGACCCAGACUCUGACAGAGACAUUAGCUACACUCUCCCACAUGGUUUCAGACAGGGCACCGAACCAUCAGACCCAGACUCUGACAGAGACAUUAGCUACACUCUCCCACAUGGUUUCAGACAGGGCACCGAACCAUCAGACCCAGACUCUGACAGAGACAUUAGCUACACUCUCCCACAUGGUUUCAGACAGGGCACCGAACCAUCAGACCCAGACUCUGACAGAGACAUUAGCUACACUCUCCCACAUGACAGGGCACCGAACCAUCAGACCCAGACUCUGACAGAGACAUUAGCUACACUCUCCCCACAUGGUUUCAGACAGGGCACCGAACCAUCAGACCCAGACUCUGACAGAAACAUUAGCUACACUCUCCCACAUGGUUUCAGACAGGGCACCGAACCAUCAGACCCAGACUCUGACAGAGACAUUAGCUACACUCUUCCACAUGGUUUCAGACAGGGCACCGAACCAUCAGACCCAGACUCUGACAGAGACAUUAGCUACACUCUUCCACAUGGUUUCAGACAGGGCACCGAACCAUCAGACCCAGACUCUGACAGAAACAUUAGCUACACUCUCCCACAUGGUUUCAGACAGGGCACCGAACCAUCAGACCCAGACUCUGACAGAGACAUUAGCUACACUCUCCCACAUGGUUUCAGACAGGGCACCGAACCAUCAGACCCAGACUCUGACAGAGACAUUAGCUACACUCUUCCACAUGGUUUCAGACAGGGCACCGAACCAUCAGACCCAGACUCUGACAGAGACAUUAGCUACACUCUCCCACAUGGUUUCAGACAGGGCACCGAACCAUCAGACCCAGACUCUGACAGAGACAUUAGCUACACUCUUCCACAUGGUUUCAGACAGGGCACCGAACCAUCAGACCUAGACUCUGACAGAGACAUUAGCUACACUCUUCCACAUGGUUUCAGACAGGGCACCGAACCAUCAGACCCAGACUCUGACAGAGACAUUAGCUACACUCUUCCACAUGGUUUCAGACAGGGCACCGAACCAUCAGACCCAGACUCUUACAGAGAGAUCAGCUACACUCUCCCACAUGGUUUCAGACAGGGCACCGAACCAUCAGACCCAGACUCUGACAGAAAUGAAGGGGAAGCGAUGUCCUUCUCGGCUGAACACGUCGGCACAUUCCAGGAGGAUCUCGAACCCUCCAACCUCAUCAUGAGUGGCUUUAGGCCUGAUAUGGAGCCGUUGAUGGUUGGUUUUGAGCGUUCCAACCAGUUCCCGGUGGAUCUGAGGAAGGAAUGUGUCGGAGAAGUAAUUUACGGACGCUGUUAUACGUUCAACCCCACACCGCUGCCGUUCCUCGAGGCUCAGGACUCCUGCAGAAGAUUGAACCCCAACGCAGAGCUGGCCUCAGUGACCAAUGAGGAUCUUCAUUCUCGGUUGGUUUCUAUGGUGACGAACGGUGGAAGGAAGGAGCCAGUGAUAACGUGGCUGGGAGGCGUGGUCAAGGGGCAGGGGCAGUGGCUGUGGCUGGACGGCUCUGAGUGGAGCUACAGCGCCUGGACGCCUGGACAGACAAACACCAACAGAGCAGUGUGUGUGGAGAUGUUCCGGACGGGGGAAUCGUGGACCGCGGCCGACUGUGACCUGAGCCGAGCCUCCAUCUGCUCCUCUCCUGCUGCAGCCUCCACCCUCCACCUGUGA
Molecule: messenger RNA, 2184 nt
Organism: Knipowitschia caucasica
Lineage: Eukaryota; Metazoa; Chordata; Actinopteri; Gobiiformes; Gobiidae
Source: the annotation of a GenBank genome assembly